AUGAAUACUUAAAAUUAUGUUGAUAACCAAUUUUAAGAUAGUAAUAUACAAGAACCAAAUAACUCUAUUAAUAGUAAGAGAUAAAGAAAUAGUUCAAGAGUAAAAUCACCUGAAAAACAAUUAGAUUAAAUUAAUAAACUUAAGUCAUAAUCAAUGCAAAUUUAGAACUCUAGUAAGAAAAGACCUUCUAAGAAAAAGCAAGGCAAAGUGCUUUCUCUAAUGAACACAACAAAAAAAUCGUUUUAUCCAACUUAAUAUAAAAAUUCUAAACAAUCAAUUUAAUCAUUAACUUCAACAAAUCGAAAACAUAAUUUUAAGAAUAAUGAUAUAAAUUAAAGUCAAACAGUAUUUAAAAAAUAACAAUCUAAGGUAGAGAAUAUUCAAGACAAUACAAUUAAAUUAUAAAUAAAACAAUAAAAUUUAUAAAAGAAUUAGCUUAAAUAAUCAAUACCGAAAAAAGAAGAUAAUAUUUAAGAAUAAUAAAAUCAGACUCAUAAAAAGUCAAAUGAUUUAUAUAUGACUUUAAAGAAAGCCUAAAAUUCUAUAAAUGCAAAAAAUUAUGAAAUUUAGAUAUUACAAGAAUAAAAAAAAAAGUAAUUAUAAAAUUAGAAUUAGAAUAGAGAAUCAAGUUAAAUUAGAAGAGUUGAAAUAAAAGAUAGUUACAAAGAAUAAAAUAUUAGAUUAAAAAAGCAAAUCACCCAAAAAAGGAAAAAAGAAAAUGAAAAAAUAAAAAAGAAAUCCAGCUAAUAUUCAAAAUCAAGCCGAUUAGAGUAAAUAAGAAAUUUUAUAACCUAAUUUCUUAAAAACUGUAGAUUUAUAUAAUGUUUCUUUGAAAAGAAGAAGAUCUUCAUCAUCAAAAUUAAACGAAAAAAAAGCAGAAAAUAAUUAAUAAUAAUUUGAUAAAUUGCAUCAUCAUAAUGAUAAUGAUUUAAUACUAAAUAAUGAAAUUGAUGCUUUUUUUAGGAAAUACUCUCCCACUUUAUAUUUAUAAAAAAUGAUAAAAAAAUUAAUUCUACUGUUUUAAGAUUCUUAAAGCAUAAACACAACUUUGUCUGAUUUUAAUUUUAAACUUCUAAUAUAUCAAAGCAUGUAAUAAGCUGUAAUGAAAAUAUAAAAGGCUUGGAAAUAAUUUUAUUAAAGAUUAAAAUAAAAAGGUUAAAGAAUUUAUUAAAUAGAAAUUAAAAGAUUAAUCUAAAAAAAUUAUAAAUCUUUAUUUAAUGAUUAAACAUAGAAGAAAUCUUACUAAAAUUAGAUUAAUAAAGUAUUAAAAUAAAAAGUACCAAUAUAAAUAGUAGGAAGUAAAUAGUAAAUAAAUUAAUAAUAAGAAGAGUAAGAUAAUGUUAAGAUUAAAAACUUAAAGCCUAAAUAAAUAAUAGAAGAUUAAAGAGUAAUUAAUAAAAUUCCUUUAGUUAUAGAAAAUUAAACAGAUUUUUAAAUUUGUCAAAGCAAUUAAUUGAGCAACUCAUAAAGUAUUUAGAAUGCUUCACAAUUUGAACAAACAAAUAUGGUAGAUGAAAUUUAAAAUUAAUUGAAUGGAUGGAAAUUUAAUUUAGAUACUUAUGAUAAUGAUUAAAAAAAGAAAAUAGCUAUGAGAAACUUAAAAAAACAAAUGAAACAUGCAAUAAUUUCAAUUAUUAAGACUUAACUAUCCAAAUUUAAGAUAAAUUCUCAAUAAUCUGAGCAUUCUUUUGAUACAAAAUUGAGAUAUUCUUAAGAAUUAAGUUUUGAAAAAAACUUUAAUUAAUUAAGAAAGAAAGUUAAAGCUUUUUAAAAUUAAAGUGAAGUUAGAUUAAUUUAAUCAUCUAAAGAUUAAACAACAGAAAUUAGUAAAUCAUCAUUAUUAGUAUUAUAAUCUUAAUUGAUGAAAAAAGAAACAGAACUUUUAAAUAUGAGAGAAGAAGCUAUAUAAUUGAGAUAUUUGACUGAAAUAAAAAAAAUUGAGAAUGAUGAAACAAAGAAAGGAGAUUUAAAUAUUUGGUUAAAAAAAGAAUUAGAAGAUUUAUAGAUUACUAGAUAGUACAUUGAAUUAAGUAAAAAAAAAGAAGCAAGUGCUAUGAAAAAGAUUUAAAGAGAUUUAAUGAUUGCAUCAAGUUUUGAUGAAAACAAUUCAAAAUUGAUAAGUCUUAAAUAAAAAGUAGAUGAAAGAUUAAGUAAUUUAAAAAAAUCAAAAUAAAAUUAAUCUGAAAUAAAAAUUUUAAAUUUAAUAAAUGUACAAUCUGAAAAUGAAUUAGAAAAACUUGAAGAGACUUAAUCUGAAGAUUUCGAUUAAGAAAAAUAGAUUGAACAAAGAUAGUUACUUAAUGAAGCUAUUAUUGAGCCAAAUUAAGAAAUGAAUAUGGAAGAGAAAUUAGAUUAUAUAGCAAACGAGUUAAUGAAUGAAGUAUUUGAAAAUCUAACAGAAGGUAAAAAUAAAUAAUAUUUUAGAAUUGUUAAAUAAGCAAGAUUAAUUUGGAUUAUUAAUUUAAUAGUUUUCACCAUCUAUGUCUUAAAUACCAACAUCAAUACUUGAGAUUAGAUAUUAUCUUCAUAAUUUUUUUGAUUAUAUAUUACCUCAAUAUGGUGAAGAGAUUGUAAAAAAGAUAAAUAUUCCUUAUGGAUAUUCUCCAUAAAAAAGAUUAGAAUUAUUUUAUGGCAAUUAUUGUUAAAAUAAAAUAGAUUAAGAUUAUGUUAAUUAUGUGAUGUUGGAUUAAUAUUUUUUUGAAUAUGAAUUUUAUCGCCUUUAAGAAAAUGAUUUUUCAAAUAUGAAUCAUGUUUCAAAAGCAUUAAAAGAACUUGAACAUAUUCAUAAUAGAGCUAUUUUUGAUGCAUGUAAUGAAAUAUUGAAUACCUUUAGACCAUAUUAUUACUGUAAAUUAUUAUUUAUUCAUAUCAUAGAAAAUGGAGAGCCUUAUCCUUGGGAUACUAGAACUCCACAUUAAGAGAUUAAAUGUGAAGAUUUUUGUGAUAUUUUGAGUAAAAUGGAAUCUAGAAUAAUGAAGUUUGCUAAUUGCUUAUGUGGAUUUUUACCAAUCGAAGAAGAAUAUUAAGUUCCAAGAGAGAAAUAAGUGAUUUUAGAAGCAAAGAGUUCAGAAAUGAUGAUAUAACAAAUGAAUGCUCAACAGAAUCCAGAAUUAUAUGAUUCAGAUUUUUAAUAUUAUUAUGAUCCAAUCAUAUAGAUAAGAGAAUAAAGAGUCAAUAAAAUGUUGAUUUAAGAUGUAAAUAAUUAUUUAUAUAAAAAAGAUGUAAGAAGAUGAAUUUAGAUGGAAUUUAGCAUCAGAUGAUAAAUUAGAGCUUUUGAUGGAAAUAGGAGAUAUGGUAUUUGAAUAAUGUAUAGAUGAAUUUAUAUAAGAUGCAAUCUUAUUAUGA
Molecule: messenger RNA, 3345 nt
Organism: Paramecium sonneborni
Lineage: Eukaryota; Ciliophora; Oligohymenophorea; Peniculida; Parameciidae
Source: the annotation of a GenBank genome assembly